Messenger RNA from Brassica napus (rape), 920 nucleotides. Its product is annotated as thaumatin-like protein 1. The record is from RefSeq and is a predicted model, not a curated record. Gene Ontology annotation, biological process: defense response. Lineage: Eukaryota; Viridiplantae; Streptophyta; Magnoliopsida; Brassicales; Brassicaceae. Gene Ontology annotation, cellular component: extracellular region. The transcript is spliced from 2 exons. The coding region runs from base 61 to 756 and encodes 231 amino acids.
UAACAAAGACUAAGCCUCUUAUACAAUUACUUGCUUGGUUAAGCUUGAUUAGUUUCAAAAAUGAUUUAUCAAAAAACACUUCUCACAGUCUUUUUCUUUGCAUUUAUCACCAUAUACUUUGUAAUCUUAGCAGAUGCGACUACGUUCACAGUAAGGAACAAUUGUCCAUAUGUUGUGUGGGCUGCCACAUCUGCUCCGGGAAAGCCUGGCGGUGGGAAGCGACUCAAUCAAGGCGAAACGUGGAUCGUUACUGGUGAUCCAGGUACCACCCAGGCUCGGAUUUGGGGUCGUACCAACUGCAACUUCGAUGUCUCUGGAAGAGGUGGAUGCCAAACUGGAGAUUGUAAUGGUGUACUUGAGUGCAAAUCUUAUGGACGAGCACCAAAUACAUUGGCAGAAUAUUCUCUUAAACAAUAUGCAGACCAAGAUUUCAUCGAUAUUUCUGUGAUCGAUGGAUUCAAUAUUCCAAUGGAAUUCAGUUCUGCAUCUGGACAAUGCACCCGCAAAAUUAGGUGUACGGGAGAUAUUAUAGCUCAAUGUCCAGCCCAACUAAGAAUGGACGGCGCUUGCAACGGACCGUGUCCGGUGUUGAAGACGGAGGAACAUUGUUGCAACUCUGGUAAUUGUGGACCGACCCCACUCUCUAUGUUUUUCAAGCAACGUUGUCCAGAUGCCUAUAGUUAUCCUAAGGAUGAUCCCACCAGCCUUUUCACUUGCCCUAGCGGAACCAACUACAAUGUCAUUUUCUGUCCGUGAAUGGAAGUGUGAUUAUCAAGAGACUGGAAUAUCAUAGGAGCAACGCAAAACCCAAUAAUAAUAAUCAAUAUGAUGAUCCAUACUAGCUGCGCUCUGAAUAAAAUCGAAGAGUAUACAUGUUUCAUAUCUGGUUUAUUAAUAAUAAAGAUCUCGUAUUUGGAUAA